Spirodela intermedia is the source of this 2781-nucleotide messenger RNA. The record is from the annotation of a GenBank genome assembly. Lineage: Eukaryota; Viridiplantae; Streptophyta; Magnoliopsida; Alismatales; Araceae.
AUGCCCCUGAAGCUCCUACCAUGUAAGAGCUUCCUCACGAAGUCCAGAUCCUUCCUCCUCACCACCAUUUCCGCCGCCGAUGCUUUCAGAGCUCACUCCACCACCACCAUCACCACCGCCGCCGCCACAGCCGCCUCCUCUUCCCCGCUUUUGAAACCUCCUUUCUCCAUUUCCUCGGCCGCUGGCGCCGACCUCGAUGCCGCUCUCAUCUCCUCCUCCUUCAAGGAAUGGUUUAAGAACGCCUCUACUCACACGGUCUUCGAUCGCAUCUUCGAGGUCCUCGCCGCCUGCGCUGACUCUGAGGACUCCACCAUCGAUCGCGCCCUCUCCGCUCUUUCCCUGCGGCUCGACGAGGCCUUCGUCAUCCAGGUUCUCCACCAUUCCCCCAGGCUCUCCGAUGCCACCAACAGUUCCAGCGGCAACAACUUCCUCCUCCUCCGGCUCAAGUUCUUCGACUGGGCUGGGAGGCAGCGGGGUUUCCGACAUACCCGCGCCACAUACCACGCCAUCUUCACGCUCCUCUCUAGAGCCCGCCUCAUGUCUGUCAUCCACGACUGGCUACAGUCCUUCGCCGCCACGCGCCAGCAGUUGCCCAAUCUCUUCUUCCAGCGCCGCCAUAUCCGCUUCCACGAGAUCCUUGUUGUUGGCUAUGCUGUGGCAGGCAAACCGGAGAUUGCACUCCAGGUGUUCGGUCAAAUGCGCUUCCAGGGCCUCGACCUCGAUGCCUUCUCCUACCAUGUGUUACUCAAUUCCCUCGUCGAGGAGUCUGCCUUCGAUGUGGCUGACACCAUCUUCUCCCAAAUUUCUUCUCGUGGUCUCUACUGUCCCUUCACCUCCUGUAUCCGUAUAAAGAGCCUCUGCAAGCAGAAUCGGCUGGACGAGGCCAUUGCCUUCCUAAGGGAGCUCGACGUGGAGGGCCCGGAGCACCGGUCCAUGACUGAUCACACCACCGGGAUCAUCGUCAAUGCCCUGUGCAAGCAGCGGAGGUUUGAAGAGGCGAGCAAGCUCGUGGAGGAGUUGGGGACCGCUCGCACCUAUGAUGUGUGGAUUCGAGACCUAAUCGACGCUGGUAGAACCAACAGAGCUUUGGAUUUCCUCAGUAGCAAGAAGGAAUCGGAGGGUUACACGCCGGAUGUCGUCUUCUACAACAAACUCUUAUGUCAGCUCCUGAGGGAGAACAAGCUGGAUAAAGUCUACGAGGUUCUUGUCGAGAUGAGGGAUGGGGAAAUCGCCCCUGACAAGAUCACCAUGAACGCUGCUCUCUGCUUCUUCUGCAAAGCUGGUAUGGUCGACGUGGCACUCAUGCUCUACAAGUCGAGGAUGGAGUUUGGCCUCUCGCCCAACAGCCUGGCCUUCAACAACCUGAUCAACGCCCUCUGUGCUAAGGACGACGUAGAUGAAGUUUAUCAAAUGCUCGAGGAUUCUCUGGAACAUGGGUAUUUCCCUGGGAAGCAGACAUUCUGGGUCCUCGUGGGCGUGCUUUGCCGAAAGGGGAAGCUGGAUAAGAUGGGGAAGCUGCUCGAUGUGGCUUUGCAGAGGGAUCCCUCGUCGAUGACUCCUGCCUGGUCUCAUUACAUUGCGGCCUACAUAACUGCACUAUGCAAUGCUAACAGGCCGGAGGAAGGCUAUUCGGUGCUGCAGAAGGUCACCACCUCAAAGAAUCCCCAGAACAGCUUCGUAUUCACCAGUUUGAUUCGUGGGUACAUUUUGCUCAGACGGGGCGACAUGGUCUGCAAGCUAUUUGUGGAAAUGCAAGAUUGCGGUCACUCCCCAAGUCGGAGUCUGUACAAGGAAGUCAUAUGUUUUUUAUGUGACAUGGGCAGCUACGAGCAGGUGCUGAACUUAUUGGAGACCCAACUGUCCCGGCAGAAGCCAAGCCCUCGAAUAUGUUACAACUACUUCAUCUAUGGAACUGGGUGUGCAGAAAAACCCGAGCUGGCAAUGGAGGUGCUUCGCCAUAUGAAGAGUGCUGGGAUCGAGCCAAAUACCGACACUUAUAUUGUGAUGUUGAGCAGUUAUUUAAAGAGCCAACGUAUUAGUGAUGCACUGAAUUUUUUCUAUGGAUUAUGCAAGGAGAGGGGACCCAGCAACAGACUUUACAAUCUCCUGAUUGCUGGUCUCGCCAAAGCUCAGAAGCUGGAUCAGGCCCUUUUCUUCUGGAAGGAAGUUAGGGGUAAGGGGCUGGUCCCAUCCCUCCAAUGCUACGAGGAGCUUGUUCUCUCAUUCUGCUCUGCUGGUGAUUAUUAUAACUUGAUGAAAAUUCUUAAGGAUUUUGAGGACACAGGUAGACAAAUUUCUCCUUUUAUUUGUAAUUUGCUGCUAUUGCACACUUUGAAGAAUCCCCAGCUUCGCCGAACAUGGGAACUAGUGACUUCAAGUGAGGCAGAGGCCAAGUCAGAUGGUGUGGAGAGUGAGGCCAAACAUUCGAACCGUCUGAUGCUUGGCCAGCUUAUCUCUGCAUUUUCUUGUGGAAUUAGAAUCAAAGAACAUCUUCAUUGUUUGGAAGAAGUGGUUGAGAGGUAUUUUCCUGUUGAUACCUUCACAUACAACAUAUUGUUGAGAGCGCUUAGUAUGGAAGGGAGAAUGGAUUAUGCAUGUGAGUUAUUUGAUAGAAUCAGCAAGAAAGGGCAUCAACCAAACCGGUACACAUAUGACAUUAUUUUGCACGGCUUGUGUAAGCAAGGUAAGAAAGAAGAAGCAGAGGUAUGGAAGAAUAAAAUGAUAUUGAACGGAUUUUAUCCAACGUGGUACACUGUGGAGUUGUACAACAGCACAAAGUGA